Molecule: messenger RNA, 1174 nt
Organism: Penicilliopsis zonata CBS 506.65
Lineage: Eukaryota; Fungi; Ascomycota; Eurotiomycetes; Eurotiales; Aspergillaceae
Exons: 3
Coding region: 296-1174 (292 amino acids)
Biological process (GO): carbohydrate metabolic process
Molecular function (GO): hydrolase activity, hydrolyzing O-glycosyl compounds
Source: RefSeq, a predicted model, not a curated record
CCUUAAUGAACCAGAUCAUUGGGUAUAUAUGACACCGACACUAUAGACAUCAAGUAGACCAUGUAAUGACCCUGGAAAGACCAUGGAUCAUACACAUCCCUACAACAGUGUUAAGACAAUUUGGGCUUCUGCCAACUAAAUUUCCAUGGAUCGAUCACUGCGUUGGUUGACGCCAGGCAGCGCCGCUCUUUCCUCGCCUGCCUCGACCACUUCCACCUCAUCUCCCUCCAUCUCUGCGGCCUUCUUUGUAUGCCACCCUCUCCCACCCAGAGCGAGCGAUUGAUUCUCCAUCAGGAUGAAGUGGCUAUUAUCCUCCCUCCCCAUACUCACCCUCGCGGCAGCCAGUAAGCCGGACUGUGACUGCUACCAGACCGGCGGCAACUCGUCCGCCUGUUUCUCCUCGUACCGGUUCUACGACUUUCGCUCCCUGAGCGGCACAGCCCAGGAACCGCCCAACGUGACAUCGAGCCUGGGCAUCGAGCCCGCCCAGCCUGGGGUGCUGACCUCGUCGUCCUUCUCGCGCGACUGGCGGCUGCAGACCUGGGGGCGUGGCUCCCAGGAUGAUCGCCCGGUGCGCGUACAGAACAGCCGGCAGAACGUGUGGAUUGAUUCUUCUGCCUCUACUUCUCACCUGACGCUGCGGACGUACCGCCACCCCGGUUUCAGCUCUACCGCCGAGAUGGAACACCAGGAACGAGAGAUCUGGCACGCCUCGCUGCGAGUGCGGGCACGGGUGACCGGGUCGCCCGGGGCGGUGGCGGGCAUCUUCACCUAUCGUGACGACUCGACGGAGAGUGACAUUGAGAUCCUGACGCGCGACAGGGUCGACCACAUCCGCUACACCAACCAGCCCACCGUCGACCGCCACGGACACCCUAUCGCGGACGCCAGCACCGAAAUGACCCUGCCGCCCGGCGUGCAGUGGUCGCAGUGGCACACGCACCGGCUCGAUUGGACGGACGCCAUCAGCAGCUGGUACCUUGACGACCAGCUGCUGCUCACCAAGGCGUACGGGACCCCGAAGGCACCCAGUCACUUCAUCAUCAACCUGUGGAGCAACGGGGGGUACUGGAGCGGCAACAUGGCCGUCGGAGGCGCCGCGUACAUGGAGAUCGAAUGGAUCGAGAUGUUCUACAACACCAGCACGAUAGCGGCCCGAGAAAUCGAGAAAUAA